AUUAGCGCGCUUCAGCGAGUUAAUUUCACCAGUUCAACUACAUUUGUCGUUUUAACAGCCUCCGUGGGAUCAAGCUUGAUUAAAAUUAAACUAGCCAUCGUCGCUGUCAAAGGUCGGAAAAUUUUCAAAAGAGACAACUUGUUUCAAACUAUCAUCUAUUUUAUAACUUACUGCCGCUGGUUAACGUAAGCGCCGUUGAAGGUGGAGCUGUAGAGUUACCAUGUGAUAUAACUCCAAUAGGCUAUGAUACUCUUCAUAUGGUCAUGUGGUUCAAAGGUCAUGCAGAUGGAAUGCCACUUUAUACAGUGGAUGUUCGAAACAAAGCGUUAAGUGACGCUCUACAUACUUCUGAUACAAGUGUCUUUGGCCCAAGGGCAUACUUCAGGACAACCAUUUCACAUCCCGCUGUACUUGUGUUGGAUGACAUUAAAAGGCAUGAUGCAGCAAUAUACAGAUGCAGAGUGGACUUCCGUCAAGGACAGACGAGAAGCGUACAUUAUAAUUUAUCUGUUGUUGUUUUACCAGAGUCUCCAGUAAUUUUAAAUCGAUAUGGACAAGCUGUCAAUGACACAAUAGGUCCAGAAGGGGAACGUGACGAUUUAAUCCUCACAUGCCGAGUUACUGGCGGAUCACCGUCACCGAGAAUAAAAUGGCACGUUCCUAAUAUAACGUUUGAAGAAUCUGUCAAAAGUGCUGCUGAUGUUAUUGAAAAUAAAUUAACAAUGAGGUCACUACGGCGUGAAUAUUUAGGAUUCAAUUUCACCUGCGAGGCGUCUAAUACUGAUCUUGUUCCACCAAAAAGAAAAUCUGUUAAAUUAGACUUAAUUCUGAAACCUUUGACGAUAAAAGUAAGCAGACCCGGUUCUGCAAACAAAAAUGAAUCUCUACAAGCCAAACAUCGGUAUGACUUGGAAUGUGAAACAACUGGUUCAAACCCGCCUGCGGUAAUAACGUGGUACAAAGGAAAACGCCCACUCAAGCACGUCAGCGAGGAAAGAAGUCAAAAUUUAACAAUUAGUAGAGUUGAGUUCGUUCCAAGUGUAGAAGACAAUCGUAAACCAGUGAUUUGCAGAGCUGAAAAUCCAAGUGUCAAAGGGUUAUUUUUAGAACAAUUAUGGACCUUGGACGUCGUGUAUCCACCUCUAGUGUCAUUAAGUCUUGGAUCAACUUUGAAUGCCGGUGAUAUCAAGGAGGGUGAUGAUGUAUACUUCGAGUGUCACAUUAAUUCAAAUCCACCUAUCUCGAAACUUAUUUGGAUUCAUAAUAAUGAAAUAUUGAUGCACAAUACUUCUGCAAGAAUUAUUCAAUCAAAUCAAAGCUUGGUUCUACAAAGUGUAACGCGGAAUAGCGCUGGUUACUAUGCUUGUGCAGCAACAAAUUCAAUACGGGAAACAAAGAGUGAACCACUUCUCUUUCGUGUUAAAUUCGCGCCAAUCUGUAAAGAGGAUCAAAUCGUCGUUGUUGGAGCAUCACGCGGUGAAUCCUUAAAUAUUAGUUGUAAAGUAGAGGCAGACCCGCCAGUACGCAACUUUAGAUGGAAAUUCAAUAACAGCGGGGCAACCCUUGAAGUAUCGCCCAAACAAUUUACGAUACCGAUGUCUGGUGACGCUGAUGGUGUAAGCAUACUAAAGUACACGCCAGUUACAGACGUUGACUACGGUACGCUCUCAUGUUGGGCGGAUAAUGAAGUCGGUACACAAGCUAGACCUUGUCUCUUCCAAAUUGUGACCGCAGGCAAGCCAUCUCCAGUACGAAAUUGCACUCUAGCCAAUCAAACGUAUACAAGCGUUGAAGUUAAGUGUAUUGCCGGAUAUGAUGGUGGUUUGCCUCAGAGAUUCGUUCUCGAGGUAUACCACGGUAACAUUGAUUCGUUGCCAGACAGCAAACCACAAUACAACGUUUCUUCAAGCGACGAGCCAAUUUUUUCACUCUCCAGUCUAGAUGUUCCACAUGAUGCUGGAGUACAUGUUGCUGUUUAUGCUGUCAAUGCUAAGGGCCGUAGUCAACCGAUUAUUCUUAGUGAAGUUACAUUUCGUGACGCUGAAAAACGUACGGGUCAGGAUGCAGGGAUCGUAUUAUCUCCUCUAAUUGGCAUAGUAAUCGGUGCUCUUCUUACCCUUGUGUCUGUUGUCCUCGCAAUCGUUGUAAAAGCACGACGAGAACGAAUGUCAAAACCACGCCAUGGAAAGCCUGGCGAACUGAGAGAAUUACCACAACAGCAAUAUUCCAAUCCAAGUCCGCAACAAACAGUGGAAACUGAUCCAGAUGUUAUCCCAAACAAAUUUGAGGGAAAUUUGAUGGAAGUUAGCCCACCAAGUUACCCAGGUAGUUAUUCAUCAACACAUUGGGUAACACCUGGUCCAACACCAAGUAUUGACGAACUAUGUCAUAAAUUUACUGGAAGACCUACUGAACUACGAUUACCAUCAAGAAGUACAAUUCCAAUACUUCCCAACUCAACAAUUACAGGGGUGGUGGUUGGCGCUGGUCAAGGUGUUUUUGUUGCGGGAGAGUGUAUCGAUGGAGAAGCAAUUAAACGACGUCUUAUGGCCAACAGACUUCCCGAAAGUUGUGUUUAAAUCAAUAAUUACCAAAGCACACUGACCUUAGUUAUUCAUUGAUAUUAAUAAAAAAAUAAAAUAAAGAAAGUCAUUUGAUUAUAAAGAAAUAAUAAUGAUUGAAUCUCGCGUGCUUCCAAUAAAUAAAUAACGCGAAAAUAUUUAUUAAAUUAUUGCUAUUAAAUAAAUAAUUAUAUCAGAAUAAAAUAAAAAAAUAAAAAAUAAAAGACUUGUUUGGUACAAGUAACACAUACACUGAAUAAAUAACAACAAAAAACCAGAAAGUUAAUUACGUAAUCGAGUGGGUGAAUUCGUCUUCAGGAAUUCUCGUGAAAUGUACUUUCGUACUAUACUCCUGUUAAAAGGGAUUUUCGAUCUAGCGCGUACGCUUGCCAAGUCCGAGGAACUCGAAGAUGGAUGAGGUAAACGCGUGAAACCUAGAUGGAGAAAUAAAAUAAAUAUAAUAAUAAUGAUAAAAUACGGUAAAAUAAAAUUAAAGAGAAAAUUUAAAACUUAAAACAUUCAGAAGUAAUAUAUAUAUAUAUAUAUAUAUAUAUAUAUAUCCAGAUCCUUGUCUUUCUUCUUAUCUUUAGUGCUCAGUAAUAAUAAAUAAGAAUUGACUUGAGAAGAAGACUAUUCACCAAAUCUCUAUUAUUUAUCAAUUUUCAAAGGUAUUAUAUUGAUCCAUCUUAACAUAAAUUAUAAUUUUCUUCAUCAAAUAAAAAUCUUUAUUAACUCAUAUUAAAAAAAUUUUAUAUUUAUUAUGGAAUGAAAAUAAAAUUAUUAAUAUUGUUACUUAAUUAACUUAAGUAUAAUUAUUGAUUAAUGAGCACUGACGGAUAGAAAAGGAGUUUAAAAAAUGAAUGGAUGUCUUGUAUUCUAGAGUUGUAAUUCGGUCGAUGUAAAAAAAAAAAAAAAACAAAAAAAAAAAGGUUAUGAAAAGAUACGUUAAAGGUUAAAUUAAUAGUGAACACUGUAUAUAAAUGUUAUAAAAAUUUUGAGAAAAUAUAAUUUAAAAAAGUAAAUAUAUUAAGGUAAAAAAAAAGAUAAAAAAAAUACCUAGUACCCGAUAAGGGAACUAGAACCCGAUUCCUCCAUGUAUUUGUAUACCUAUAUUUAGUAAAAUUCAGUAAAUAUAGAUACACAAGGGGCAUUCCAAGACAAAUCGACCGCUUUAAACCCGACCUCUUUCGAUUUGGCCGAAAAUUUUUUUCCCUUUCUACCCCAUUAAAAUGAUUUUUCAGGAAAUUAUCAAAUUUUUUUACCCAACCCGAAAAAAGUUAUGAGUUUUUUCAAAAAAAAGGCUUUUAUUUUUUCGAAUAGCUAUAACUUAUUUGAAAAUUGACUAUUUAGGAUGUUUUUUAUUUUUCAAAAUUGUUGUCUUUGGAUGUACUUUCUAGAAAAUACGAUAAAAUUCUAAGAUAUUAAAAUCUAUAGAACUUUUCACUUUUUCGAAAAAAAUCACAAUUUUCUCAAAGUCCAACGUUUUCGAUUUUUUUUUUUUUAAAUUAAAAAAAGCUUUGUUCAAUUCUGAAAAGAAUGCCGUCCAGCGCAGAGUGGACCGACUUUUCCUUCUAUUUUUUUUAUCGAUCGAAAAAAAAAAUUUUUUCCCAGCUGGACUUAUUUGACAAAACAUCACUCUGGAAAUUUACGAGGAUUUAAAAAAACCCUCAGAGUUUGAAAAAUUGAGAAGAAAAAAAAAAUUUCAAGUAGUAAUCUUCAAAAAAAUUUGGAUUUUUUUCAAAAAAUUGAAAAAAAAAAACGACACCAAUAAUUAAUUUUUUGUAUUUUUUUCAAAAACAUCUAAAAACAAAGAAUGGAAAAAAAAAUUGCCAUUUGUUCAAUUUUCUACUAAGUCACAGGCUUUUGAAAAAACGACAAGCGUUGGAUUUCUUUUGGUGUCGUUUUUUUUUUUUUAUAAUUUUUUGAAAAAGGACCAAAUGUUUUUGAAGAUUACUACUUAAAAUUUUUUUUUUCUUCUCAAUAUUUCAAACUCUGGGGUUUUUUUUAAAUCCUCGAAAAUUUCCAGAGUGAUGUUUUGUGAAAGAAACCCAGCUGGGAAAAAAUUUUUUUUUCGAUCGAUAAAAAAAAUAAAAGGAAAAGUCGGACAACUCUGCGCUGGGCGGCAUUCUUUUCAAAAUUGAACAAAGCUUUUUUUAAGAUAAAAGAAAAAAAAAUCGGAAAAGUGAAAAAUUCCAUACAUUUUGAUAUCUUAGAAUUUUGUCUUAUUUUUUUAACUUCCCGCUAAGAAAAUUGUAAAUUUUCAAAAAUUCGGGAAGUUAUUGGUUUCGGUCCGAUUUACGAAAAUCGAAUUUCCAUCAGAUGUCGACGUUUUGAGGUCCUAGGAAGCUAUUCUGACUAAUUUCAAGAUGAUGUCCGAGUGUAUGUAUGUAUGUAUGUACGUACGUACGUACGUAUGUAAAUACCUGUAUCUUUUGAACGGAUGAACCGAUUUUGAACUUUAAGGUGCCAUUCGACGCGGAUUGUCAAUAUCUUGAAGCCGAGAGAAAAUUGAGCUUGAUCGGUAGGGCUCGUUCAGAGAUAUUCCAAAAAUAAAGUUUUUUCAAAAAUGUUUUUUUUGGAUAACUUUUAAUGUGCUCGAUGGAUUCAUUCCAAAAUGGACUGGGCUCUAGAGCUUAAUAAGCCACGUCGAAUGUCACCUCAACCAUCAAAAUCGGUUCAUUCGUUCAAGAGAAACCGUUGUCGAAAGAAUUAAAAAAAAAAUUUUUUUUUAUUUUUCCUGAAAUAUCUCAAAAACGACUCGAUAAAUCGAAUCCAAAAUUUGAUCAGCUUUAGAACUUGACAAAACGCGUCGAUUGCCGCCUCAACCAUCAAAAUCGGUUAAUUCGUUCGCGAGAUAUCGUGGGAGAAAGAAAUGCUAAAAAAUGGUUUUUUACAAAACAACGGCAUACAAAAGUAUUUGCGAGCUCGUAGAGCUCGAAAAUGUAUUCACAAUAGUGUUUUCGAGCUCAACGAGCUCAACGAGCUCGAAAACAGCGGGAAGUUUUGGGGCUGGCCCGCAGGGUCAACUGACAGACCGAUUUUUUUUUUCGGUAAGUACAUUCAAAGACAAUAAUUUUGAAAAUAAAACGUCCUAAAUAUAUAGUCAAUUUUUAAAGAAGUUAUAGCUAUUCGAAAAAAUGAAAGCCUUCUUUUUUUAAAAAAACUCAUAACUUUUUUCGGGUUGGGUAAAAAAAAAUUGAAAAUUUCCGGAAAAAUCAUUUUAAUGGGGUAGAAAAGGAAAAAAAAUUUCAGCUAAAUCGAAAGGGGUUGGGUUCAAAAGUGGUCGAUUUGACGUGGAAUGCCCCAUAAAUACAUGAGUGAUCGGGUACUAGGUCUCUUACCUUAUAGCUUUGUUUAGAAAUACAAAAGACAAAAGUCCUGGAAAGGAUUAUCUGAUCCUACAUAUCUAAGAGAAUCAAUUCUUCAUUUACUCUACAAUAACUAGUUAUAAUAAUUGUAAUAACAACAAUAAUAAUAUUAAUAAUAAUGGUAAUAAAAAUAAUAAUAAUAAUAAUAAUAAUAAUAAUAAUAAUAAUAAUAAUAAUAAUAAUAAUAAUAAUAAUAAUAAUAAUAAUAAUAAUAAUAAUAAUAUUAAUAUUGAUAAUAAUAAUAAAAAUAAUAAUAAUAAUAAUAAUA
This is a messenger RNA of Microplitis mediator, 6197 nucleotides long. RefSeq names its product hemicentin-2-like. The coding region runs from base 258 to 2579 and encodes 773 amino acids. The record is from RefSeq and is a predicted model, not a curated record. The transcript has 14 exons. Lineage: Eukaryota; Metazoa; Arthropoda; Insecta; Hymenoptera; Braconidae.